This is a messenger RNA of Eremothecium cymbalariae DBVPG#7215, 1281 nucleotides long. RefSeq names its product ribose phosphate diphosphokinase subunit PRS1 (gene PRS1). The record is from RefSeq and is a predicted model, not a curated record. NCBI's taxonomy places the organism in Eukaryota, Fungi, Ascomycota, Saccharomycetes, Saccharomycetales, Saccharomycetaceae. Gene Ontology annotation, molecular function: ribose phosphate diphosphokinase activity; magnesium ion binding. Gene Ontology annotation, biological process: 5-phosphoribose 1-diphosphate biosynthetic process; purine nucleotide biosynthetic process; ribonucleoside monophosphate biosynthetic process. Gene Ontology annotation, cellular component: ribose phosphate diphosphokinase complex; cytoplasm. The coding region runs from base 1 to 1281 and encodes 426 amino acids. The transcript has a single exon.
AUGCGUAAGUGUAAAGUGUUCGUUGGUAACUCACAUGCGGAGCUUGGGAGGUUAGUUUGUCAAAGGUUAGGCAUCGAGCCAGCUCCAUGUUCAUUAAAGAAGUUUGCAAAUGGCGAGACUUCGGUUCAGAUUGGGGUUUCUGUACGUGAUGAGGAUGUUUAUGUUAUUCAAUCGGGAUCAUCUAGUAUUAAUGAUCAUAUUAUGGAGCUGUUAAUUUUAGUUUCGGCAUGUAGGGGUGGUUCGGCCAAGAAGAUUACGGCGGUGAUUCCACAAUUUCCAUAUUCCAAGCAGUGUAAGAUGAAGAAGCAUCGUGGAGCCAUUACUGCUAGGAUGCUAGCUAACUUGUUGAUUAUGGCAGGGGCGGAUCAUGUUGUUUCGAUGGAUUUGCAUGCUUCUCAGAUGCAGGGGUUUUUUACAAAACCCGUUGAUAAUUUAUACGGGGGUCCAAGUUUGGCUAAAUGGAUCAGGGAGCAUGUUGAGGAUUAUCAGAAUUCUAUUGUUGUUUCUAAGAACCCUGGCGGGACUAAAAGGGUGACUGCUUUAGCGGAUUCGUUGAAGAUCAAUUUUGCUAUGAUCCAUACCGACCGGCGUCGUUCGAAAGAUCUUUAUUCUCAGAACAAAGACAUGAAGCAACUGAAGAUGAGAAAGCAGUCUAUGUUAAGAAAAAAUAGGCCGAUUGUAAGGCCCGGUGAUGAGGAGAAUGAGGAGGAAAAUAUCAUUUUGACAAACGGAAUUCAAACGGCUAGGUUAGUGAAUGGUCAUGUUAUUGAUGACGAUGAAGACGAUAGUUAUGAGUCUGGAGCAAUGAAUUCAGAUCAAGAGGGCUCUAUUAGCAGUGAUUCUCAUCCUAUUGGAGGAAGUUAUGAGGCGGCUGUGGAUUCAGAUGACGAUGAGACAGCCGAAGAACAACAAGAAGAGAAGCUGAUAACACUAGUCGGUAACGUUAACGGACGUUCGGCUAUUAUUUUGGACGAUAUGAUCGACAGACCAGGUUCUUUCAUUUCUGCUGCAGAGCACAUGAAAAAGAAUUGUGGUGCUAAAAAAGUUUAUGUUGUAGCCACUCAUGGAUUAUUUACUGGCGACUGUCUAGAGCAGCUUGAAAAAUCAGAUGCAAUUCACCAAGUGGUCGUCACGAAUACUUACCCUAUUGAUCAAGGACGUUUAAAAUACUCUAAGAAACUUGUGAUCAUUGAUGUAUCUUCGAUCUUUGCUGAGUGUAUUCGUCGGGACCAUUACGGUGAAUCCAUUUCUGUUCUGUUUGAAUCUUUAGCCUCGCUAUAG